Messenger RNA from Hermetia illucens (black soldier fly), 911 nucleotides. It is a transcript of the gene RpS3A, whose product is annotated as 40S ribosomal protein S3a. Gene Ontology annotation, biological process: translation. The record is from RefSeq and is a predicted model, not a curated record. The transcript has 2 exons. Gene Ontology annotation, molecular function: structural constituent of ribosome. Gene Ontology annotation, cellular component: cytosol; ribosome. NCBI's taxonomy places the organism in Eukaryota, Metazoa, Arthropoda, Insecta, Diptera, Stratiomyidae. Bases 39 to 842 code for a protein of 267 amino acids.
UCACUCAACUCACUCUUUUCUUUGGUUAUCCCGUGAACAUGGCGGUCGGUAAAAAUAAAGGUCUGUCGAAAGGAGGCAAGAAAGGUGGCAAGAAGAAGGUUGUGGAUCCUUUCUCACGUAAGGAUUGGUACGAUGUGAAAGCCCCGAACAUGUUUACCACCCGUCAGGUGGGCAAAACUCUUGUGAAUCGUACCCAAGGUACGAAAAUUGCAUCGGAAGGUCUCAAGGGCCGCGUGUUCGAAGUGUCUUUGGCUGAUUUGCAGAACGAUAACGACGCCGAGAGAUCUUUCCGUAAGUUCCGUUUGAUCGCUGAAGAUGUCCAGGAACGUAAUGUCCUUACAAACUUCCAUGGCAUGGAUUUGACUACCGAUAAAUUGAGGUCAAUGGUCAAGAAAUGGCAAACCCUCAUCGAAGCCAACGUUGAUGUCAAAACCACCGACGGAUACUUGCUUCGUGUGUUCUGCAUUGGAUUCACCCUCAAGGACCCAAUGUCCCAAAGGAAGACAUGCUACGCUCAACAAUCACAGGUGCGCGCCAUCCGUAAGAAGAUGAGUGACAUCAUUAUCCGUGAUGUUAGUAGUUCAGACUUGAAGGAAGUUGUCAACAAAUUGUUGCCCGAUUCCAUUGCCAAGGACAUUGAAAAGAUGUGCCAGGGCAUCUAUCCACUCCAUGAUGUUUACAUUCGUAAAGUUAAGGUAUUGAAGAAGCCACGUUUCGAUUUGUCGAAAUUGUUGGAACUUCAUGGAGAUGGUGGCGGUAAGGGAACUGAAGGUGCCGUCUCAGAAGGUGCCGUUGUCGAUCGACCAGAAGGAUAUGAACCUCCAGUUCAAGAUACUGUGUAAAGGAGAUGAAGAGAACAACUUGAUUGUUGUUUUUGAUAUGAUAAAAUAAUAAACAACUAAAAAUUAAAA